UGUAAAAAAAAACAAAAAGUUGUGAUACUGACCAAUACUGACGUUUGACGUUAAUGUUAGUGAUUAUAAAUUUUUUAAAUCUUUGGUGUAUGUCCGUUCUUUGUGAAAUAACUUGCUGAAUGUAAAAAUUUAUAUAUUUUAUUUAUGUAUAGCGUUGAGCCAUAUACAUAGGUAGUUCACUAUUUGAUAUAUUUUUGCCUGCAGUUCAUGUAAAACUAAUAAGCACAGUUUCAGGAUGUCUUCAAAAAAUUCGGAAGAGAAGAAAGAAGAUCCAAAACCUGUUGUACCUGGAGCAUCCAGUGACAGUACUGUUGGAAUGAGUAUGGAACAUCUACGUAGAUAUCUAGCAGAAAAAUUAGGUUUCUAUGAUGAUGAUGACGAAAGUGAGGCCGAAAAACCAAAGGUGUUAGAUGAAGUAAAUAUAGAUGGAAUUGUGGAUUAUAUAAAGAAGAAAAAUUGUAAAAAUAUAAUAACUAUGGCAGGUGCUGGAAUUUCAACAUCUGCUGGAAUUCCUGAUUUUCGCUCUCCAGGCACAGGCUUGUACCACAAUUUACAAAAAUACAAAUUGCCUCAUCCUCAGGCCAUUUUUGAAUUAGAUUUUUUUAGAGAGAAUCCAAGACCUUUCUUUGAAUUAGGUAAGGAAUUGUAUCCAGGUACUUUCAAACCCACCGUUUGUCAUUAUUUUAUUAAAAUGCUCGAAGAUAAAGGUCACUUAUUGAGACAUUAUACUCAAAACAUUGACACUUUGGAAAGAGUGGCAGGGGUACCCGACGGCAAAUUGGUAGAGGCACACGGCACUUUUCAUACUGGUCAUUGCAUGCAGUGUAGGAUGGAGUAUACUCAGCAGUGGAUGAAAGAACGUAUUUUUAAAGACGACAUUCCGAUAUGCGAAGAAUGUCCUGGUGUUGUAAAACCCGAUAUUGUAUUUUUUGGAGAAAAUUUACCAGAAAAAUUUCAUAAGCUUCUACAUACUGAUUUUGCAAAAUGCGACCUGCUUAUAAUUCUGGGGUCUUCCCUGGCUGUGCAACCCUUUGCAUCACUGGUCGACAGGGCUCCGCAUCAUAUUCCAAGGCUGCUUAUAAACAGGGAAAAGGCAGGUCAUCGAACGGGCAUUAUGGCUAUGAUGGGCAUCGGUGGAGGUCUGGAUUUUGAUGGUAAAGACAAUACGAGAGAUGUGGUAUGGCUAGGAGACUGUGAUGAAGGGUGUCAAUUAUUAGCUGAUAAAUUAGGAUGGGGGGAUGAAUUGAGAGAAUUGUGUAAAAACGAACAUGAGAAAAUCGACAAAGCCGAAAAAGAUAAUUCGGUGUCAAGCAAAAAAGAAAAGGAAGGGCAUAGUCCUGCUAAGGAAGAACAGAGUCCUAAAUUAUAAGAUAUUCUGUUUUACAUUUCAACUCAUUAGAAUAUAGAUAAGGGGUUAAAUAUUUUUAU
Messenger RNA from Anoplophora glabripennis (Asian longhorned beetle), 1428 nucleotides. RefSeq names its product NAD-dependent protein deacetylase sirtuin-2. The record is from RefSeq and is a predicted model, not a curated record. Gene Ontology annotation, molecular function: NAD+ binding; histone deacetylase activity, NAD-dependent. The transcript has 7 exons. The coding region runs from base 236 to 1369 and encodes 377 amino acids. Lineage: Eukaryota; Metazoa; Arthropoda; Insecta; Coleoptera; Cerambycidae.